Molecule: messenger RNA, 1158 nt
Organism: Euleptes europaea (tarantolino)
Lineage: Eukaryota; Metazoa; Chordata; Lepidosauria; Squamata; Sphaerodactylidae
Gene: GNAT2
Product: G protein subunit alpha transducin 2
Exons: 9
Coding region: 9-1061 (350 amino acids)
Biological process (GO): adenylate cyclase-modulating G protein-coupled receptor signaling pathway; detection of chemical stimulus involved in sensory perception of bitter taste
Cellular component (GO): photoreceptor outer segment; heterotrimeric G-protein complex; photoreceptor inner segment
Molecular function (GO): G-protein beta/gamma-subunit complex binding; GTPase activity; GTP binding
Source: RefSeq, a predicted model, not a curated record
ACGGUGAAAUGGGGAGUGGAGCAAGUGCUGAGGAUAAGAGGUCCAAGGAAUUGGAAAAGAAGCUACAAGAAGAUGCAGACCAGGAGGCAAAGACAGUCAAGCUGCUACUGCUAGGUGCUGGCGAGUCAGGCAAGAGCACAAUUGUCAAACAGAUGAAGAUUAUCCAUCAAGAUGGUUACUCAAAAGAAGAAUGUAUGGAGUUCAUACAUAUCAUAUAUGGCAACAUACUACAGUCCAUCCUGGCCAUCAUCAGAGCCAUGAUCACUUUGGGGAUGGAUUAUGGCGAACCAGGCCGAGCGGAUGAUGGACGACUGCUGUUCAACUUGGCUGACUCCAUUGAAGAAGGAACCAUGCCCACCGAGCUGGUGGAAUGUAUAAAGAGGCUCUGGAAAGAUUCAGGUGUUCAGGCCUGCUUUGACCGGGCAGCGGAGUACCAGCUCAAUGACUCUGCUUCAUACUACCUGAAUGAACUGGACAGGAUCACAGCUCCCCAUUACCUCCCCACUGAACAAGAUGUACUGCGAUCACGAGUUAAGACCACAGGUAUCAUAGAGACAAGAUUCUCUGUCAAAGACCUUAACUUCAGGAUGUUUGAUGUGGGUGGACAGAGAUCGGAGCGCAAGAAAUGGAUCCACUGCUUCGAAGGAGUGACCUGCAUCAUUUUCUGCGGGGCUCUCAGUGCUUAUGACAUGGUGUUGGUAGAAGAUGAUGAAGUGAACCGCAUGCAUGAAUCUCUGCAUCUGUUCAACAGCAUAUGCAAUCACAAGUUCUUUGCUGCCACCUCCAUUAUUCUCUUCCUGAACAAGAAGGACCUCUUUGAGCAAAAGAUCAAGAAAGUACAUCUCAACAUUUGUUUCCCAGAUUACGAUGGCCCCAAUACAUAUGACGAUGCAGGCAACUACAUCAAGCAUCAGUUCCUUGACCUGAACAUGAGAAAAGAUGUGAAAGAAAUCUACAGUCAUAUGACCUGUGCCACAGACACACAGAACGUCAAAUUUGUAUUUGAUGCAGUGACGGAUGUCAUCAUCAAAGAAAAUCUCAAGGACUGUGGUCUCUUCUAAGACUUCAGCUUUUCAAACAGGAAAGACUUCCAGUUAGCUUCACUGUUCUGCUAAGCAGAGCCAACGGAGAAAACAAAAGUCACUAAAGCAAAAAGAG